AGGACCCAAUUUUACUCUUUUUGCAUGUGACUACACCUAUUCGGUUUCACUUUAUGCGACUACUCUAGCUACCCGCAGAACUACCUUUUUGUGUCCAGAACUUCGUCAUAGCUCGUCUCUAGCUCUUGCCGUCUACCCUCAAGUUCCUUUCUAAAACGUCAUUGCCAACCGAAAGGCAUCCCGAAUUAUACGAGUGCACUUUGCAACCCGUAGCGAACAGAUACAGAGAUUUUUUUAAAAAAAGGAGAAAAAAAAAGAAAGCACACGCCUGGUGUCGUGGAAAACGCAUCAGGGCGGGUCGAUGAGUCUCAUCGGUUGAUGAUGGGCGAAGACAGCAUCGGACAGUUCGCAUAAGAGUAUGCGACGGUUGCUUCACACUGGUCUCGCCGCGUUCAGUGUCGGGGGUCAGUACCAGGAAGGCGGAUCCUCCUCCAGUCGUUCGACGCGCUUCAUCCCGCCACGGGAGAAGCAGAAGCCGGAGAGCGAUGGCAAAGAUCCGACCGGAGCGCAGCAGCAGUCCUCUGGUGCGGAGGACGGCAGGAGGAAGACUUCUGCUGCCGAGGAGGGCAGUAGAUCCACCGACGUUAAAAACCAACACUUAAACGCGGCCGCGGACGCGGAAGACAAACGGGUAUUGAAGGACUCAAUAAAGCAAGACCAAGAACCCCCGCUUCCGAAGGACCCCGGGAAACCCGGCAACUUCCGGAAGCCGGACCCGGAUUCCGACAUCCGAGACCGAAAACUAUUGCAUGCCAAACGAAGAAGAACUGCCGAUGAACAGUCGUACCGCCCGGAAGGAGCCCUGCCGGGUGUCGAGGACAGUAAUGUUGAUCGAUACCAAGAUGCACUACCACCAUCUCCCGAAGAUUAUGUCGACGCCGAGGAGGCGUCCCCCCUUUCCUCCGACGAAAUGCUCGACCCUGGAGCAGACUACUGGGCGGAACAGGACCGCAUCAGUGGCACCUUGCCCCACACCAAGAAGUUCAACCACGUGGCGAACCCGGAAAUCCACAUCAGUGGGGAUCUGGACUCUUUUUCCCACGGCCAGCGGAUCGGCAUGGCACGCAUGCUCGCCCAGCGGGCAGCGGACGAGCAGCGCGUUACUGUGCAAGGAGAGCCCGUGGAGUUGUUCUUGGGCGUUGGCCAGUACAAAGAUCUGGACCUCUCAAAAUCUUCCCGCUGCGCCAGCGAGGACGAGCACUGCGAAGCGAAUAAACAAGCGGCAUCAACAGCACCAAGUGCAAUGUCGCAAGUAGCUGGCGCGGCCGCGGCAAUAUCCGCGUCGGCGGACAGCGAAGAAGUGGACGACCCAGUAGAGCCACAGAGACAGUUGCGCGACUACCACCCAGCGUUCCAGCAGGAGCUGCAACGGGAAUACGAAAAGAAGAAGCGCGCAGAUCAUGACCAAUUGCUUGGAGGUCAAUCCGCAGCAAAACAGACUUCUGAAAAAGCCGAAGCUGCUGCCUCUCCCCGUCAACUUGCAGCGCAGCCGUCUGGAUCCACGUGGGACUGGAUCAAUCUGCAGGGAAACGUGCCGACGACCACGACCAUCAAUGGCCCGGACAUCGUCGGUACGCCAACGCUGAAGGAUGUACCCAUAAUUGGGUACGCGAGCACCAAUCUGUGGCUGCAGAACGAGAUCAUCGUCAACCUGCAACAGCCGAACAGGUUCGGGUCCGGCGCGCAUCCGGAUCCCAAGAUGAAGUUCGUCGACGGCGAAAUCAGUGCGCGCGAACAGUGCCAGGACUUCCAGGGCCGGGACGUGCGCAUGGGCGUGACGGACUUUGCCGGGACGGUGUCGUUUGGCAUCUCCGGGCAGUACGCCAACCACACGAAACUUUUCGACGCCGAUUUGAACGUGAACAAUCCAGAGCUGCUGCAGGGCAGCAAUCAGAACUUCGCCUUCAUGCACGGGGGGAAUUACAAGGUGUGCUACGCGCCCGACGGGGAUUUCGUCAGCACGUCUCCGCGAACCACGGCACUGAUCACCUCCUUGUGGCUGCCGUCGCCGAUGCUGGUGUACGGGGUCAGGUCGGAUUGCUUGAACAGCCCAACCUGCAUCAAGGACGAGCAGUGGCACUGCUGGUACCCCGGACUCAGCGACCAGGCAGCGGACUGCAACUUCGCAUUUACAGGUAGAAACUUUAUUUGGUUGAAAGUUUCGCAAUCUGCUUGUCAUCAAAUACAGUCAUGUUUCGUGGUCAAACAAUGUCAUCAAUCAAAGCGUAGUACGCAUAAAAAUUAUCGGGAUUACGGAAACUCUGUUGUCUAAUUCAUUUCAACAAACUUCAAAAUUGCACAACAGGUCAGAAAUUCCGUGUCGGGUUUUCUCUGUUCGCUAGCACGGUCUCGAAGAUGACGUGGACCGGGCUGUACAGUGGGGAGCAGUAUGACAACAACGGUACCAUCACAACCCCCGCGACGCCGACGGAGUGCCGAGCGUCCGAGCCGGUGAGCACCAUUUGGCAGCCGUACCCGUCGACCUUCGUAGAGAUGACGGGGGUGAAGAUCGCGACGAUGCCCAAGGUCGCGCACGACCAGACCGGCACCUUCACCAUGCGGGUGUGUUACUGCGGCGACUACGCGGAGUCCGGCAACAAGUGCGAUGGCCGGGCGGAGUUCAUCCAGGCCUUUGGGCGGCUGUACUUCUGGCGGAUGAACGUCUGCGACUACGAAAACGCGUUAAGCUCGACUUGCAUCACCAAUCCGUACAUUCGCGUGAUCCCGCACCAGAAGUUCGUGAUCCAAAUCACCUGUCCGAUGGGCGGCGCCUGCAAGCCGGACGACAACAACCGCAUCGGGAUUCUGGCGACGCAAGACUUUAACGAUUUCCCCAGCUGGGACCCGUCUGCGGGCUGCAUGGGCACGGCGAUCGACGACAAGUUCGUGCACUGGCCGAACCGAGCGACGCAAAUGCGGAAGCUGGGGGGUGGGGCCCGCAUGGAUUACAAAGUCUGGCGCGACGUACAGCCGAGGCUCGACUUCGCGCCGGGCGAGAAGAAGGACAUCUGCUACUGCCAGAACGACUGCUCGCAGCAGGCCAACAUGAACUGGUUCAAGAUUGGCCACGUGAUCGGCGCGAACUUCGCACUGGGUAGCGCCGAGGGCGCGGACGGGACGGCUUUAGCGGCAAACCAUCUGCUUCGGUACACGGGAAAACCAGGCGCAGUCGUGUUUUACGGUGGCACAACGACGCCGUUCUACAUGCCCGCGAACCCGACCACGAAUGCGCAAAAGGAACUCUGGAAGAACGACUACCCGGCCUACGGUGAUGGACAAAGGUACAGUGGCACCGCGAAAGCGAAGAUCUUUCCCUACGAUUUUGGCCAGGUGCCAGGCACGAGUCCGGCAAAGACGGUGGAGCAGUACUACGGCUACGACACGGUCCACGUGGAGCAGAAAAACCGACAGGAGCAGAUGGACAUCUACUGCAACAACGAGAACAAUGUGCCGGUGACCUUGGAUACCACGUUAGCAGACCAACUGCCGCAAGCGUCGGAUAACAUUGCGGGAGAUGCAAACGCGGUUUCCAGGUACCACGCCUUCACGAACGGCGGAACGCAGCGAACCACGAUGAAAAAACCGGGGAUCGUCGGCAUUUGCUACUGCAGCAUUCUGGCCGCGAACGGGAGCUGCGACAAGGGCAACGACGUCAACUGGCGGUUUGCAACGCUUUUGAUGAUCAGUGGGCCCUUGCCGAACCAAGUCUGGUCGCUCCCCAUCGAUGCAGUGUCUAGAAUCAUCCUGCAGGGUAUAGUGAAAUACCGCUUCACACUUAUCGUUUUUCUCUUUAUCUUUUAACAAGCAUGCCUUUGCAUCAAAGGCCUCCUGAAAGUGGCCACAGCCUCGUCAAAAAUGGACAUCAGGGAAGCGAAUUUUCGAUCAUAAAACUCCUUCAGGUUCGGGUUUCGAUGAGGGUGACGUUCUUCGCAUAGUACCGAACAACGUGCAGUGCACCGACAACAGCAACAAUCCCGCGCCGGACACAAGUUACAAGAUUGGCUGCCCGUCUGUGGAAGGAACAGGCUGUAUCACCACGAACGGUUGCCCCGCGACGUCCGGUAUCACCUGUCGAUCGGCGUCGGCUACCGACGGACAGUACGGAAGUUUCAUCUACCUGCAAACUCUCGGCAAGAACCAAAUUACCCCGCCAAUAGGGAUCGAGUCCGUCGCAACGCAAUUCUGUAUUUUUUACUUUUGCUUGUUUCCGAUGUGCGCAUGCUCUCUCAUCAAUCUUCAGGUUCAGCUCCGCUUCAUAUUCGCUCUGAAAUUGAAAAUUUGAAUUUUCUUCCCAUGUUGCCACAAAAAAAAAUCAAAACUCCUAAAAUCACGAACAGCCACGAAAGACUACACGGUGCUGAAGUUCACCGGGAACAUUCAGUUUUCCGGCCUGAAGGAGGGCGACACGCUGCUGAUUGACAAGAAUGAUUUGAUCAUUAACGACAAGGACGCCGCCGCGCAGGACAUAAGUCUCUGGAAGCUGAACAGCCGCAUGCGGGAGGUCGCGAACGUGUUCACCAACAACUUUCAGCCGGAAGAUGUUCCGGACCCGACCAUCAGCGACAAGCGGACGAACCCGAUCGGUUGGAAGGUGAAGUUCUACGGCGCGAACGACGUUAGGAUUCCGGACGUGGACAAGGCGAAGUAUCUCUCCAUCCCUCUCCGCUGGAACGAGUUCAUGGGGUCGGUGACCGUUGCGGGGCAGAUCUACUGGUACCAGUACCCCUACACCAUCAGCUUCAAGGACAACUCCGGCCGCUGGCUGCGCUCUUCCGCGACGCAGUCCAACGCCGAGAUCAAGGGGAAAACGGUGACCAACACGGCCGCCCCGCUCCGCGUAUGCUGGGGCCGGCUGGAGGGGAGUCAGCCGAAGUUCUACGCGGAUGCCGGGCAACUCACCUUUUUCCAGGCUCCCGCGAUGGCCAAGGCGCACGUCAGUUUGACCAGCACCAAGCAGCAGGGGUACGCGCCGAUCAUCAUUUCUUUCGAAACCUCCUCCACCGCAACGACCUACAAGCAGUACUCGAUCGGGUAUCAGCACCAAAUCACGCUGCGGUUCAAGGACCUGGAAAAGAUCGACCCGCGGAAGAACACCGACCACUCCCCCGUCGUUGUGCCUCAGCCCAUGGACAGCGGCGAGGUGCAAGAGCUGGACGCGUUUCAGGGUAUAGUUUUUUGGAAAAAUUUAUCUUUUUCUUCGUCCUCUGUGUGGGAUAAAAGAAAUCCACAAUUAUUCGCACAGCUAGAACAAGCCUCUCCCGAUUCCAAAAUGUUAAAGAAGAUCAUGCCUUGCAAAAUAACUCAAAAACAGACAUCUGCGGUAUGCUGUUCGUGGAGAUGUGGAGUAACGAUCGCGAGGGCUUCCCGAUGCCUAAGGGCUGCUAUUACAGCCGGAAAUAUCGAGACGCGUCAGAGGGGAACGCAAUCAACCUGCAGUGGCGCGAGAUUUCCAUCGUCUUUCCCUUCUCGAACGGCCUCAAGCACAUUUGCCAGAGCCACGCCAACCAGGCGAUCGCGUGUCGGUACCAGCUGGUGUUGAACGCGUACAUUGGCGCGCAGUCCAUCCUGGUCGCCAACGACAACCUGGUCGACGUGUACACGAAGUGCCCGCGGUGCGGCGCCAACGGCCGCGACGUGAUGUUCGAGCGAGGAAUCACCACACUGAAUGCCGACUCCCCGACCGGCGGCUCUCUGGCGCCGGGUGACAACACGUCCCCCAACUUGGAGCAGUUCAUUGUGCCCAAUCCCGCGACGAGUGCGGUGAAGGACGCCACCUGGGACGUGUUUGAUUUGACUUCGAACACCGUGGUGGACGCCCAGCUCGUCGCGGGCGACGGCUUGCAGAGCAUCAGUGCGGGGAACUACCUGCGGUUGUACCUCUUCCCGCUUCUGAUGUGGGAGGUCCCCACCGCCGCGUGCUCGGUUCUGUGUGUGGAUUACACGGUGGCAAACACGGUGUACAAGUGCGGGACGACGGACCAGGUGAACCCCACUUUGGAGGUGGCGAUCGCGUCGCUGACGCCGUUCGCGAGGAGGAACUACCUAAAAAUCCGCAUGCCGGAGACCAUGACGGACGUCGUGUCCACCACGAUAAAACACGGGAUCCAGAUCUCCUCACUAGACUUCCCCCCCGGCGGGUUCUUCAACGUGCGCAUGGGCGUGCAGCUCACGGACUCAGCGGAUUUGAAGCCGGUGUACAAACCCUCUACCGGAUUGAUGUACAAGGCAACCGGGACCGGCGGACACACGACCGGGCGGAUCGUGAUCAACGGCGCCACCGGGUAUGGGAUCGCCCCCUUUCACUCCGACAUCCGGAACGAACUCUACGUGAGGUUGCAAUUGGGCGCGACGCUCUUCCACAACGGCCAGACCGAUGCGGCGUAUUUGGAGAUCAAGGCGCCGUCCGGCACGAACAAGAAGUACCAGGGACGGUGCGAGCAAACCGCGCCGGCGCCGUCGAACAUCCCAAAUUUCUUUGACUUCGACCGCGAUGGGUACAUUGACUACAAUCACGGGACACUGGGCACGAGUACGAACGAGGGGAAGUGGGGUUUCGGCGAGGCUUUGAACUUUUGCAAGUACACACUGUACCCAAACCAAGCGAUCUACGCCGGGAUGAGCAUCUACGUGAAGUUGAUCAUGGACAACCCGACGGAGGCGAUGACGAAGCACGACGUGGACAACGUGUGGGGCAUCAGGAUGGUGUCGCGCGGCGUCGCUGGUACGCCAAGCACGGCCAGACCGAUGGGAAAUCCGAACAUCUACCCGUUCAACCCGGCUUACACAAAUAACGUGUUGACCGCCGAGGCCACCUACCAGCGCCCCAACGAGCCCAAGCUGUGGUACCAGAAUGUCGGGGUUGUGUCGCCUCUGGAGCAGCCGGUCUUAUCGCCGACGCACUUCAGGCUGUCGACUUCUCUCUAUCAAAAGGAAAAAUCCCUCCUCCCCAUAUCGAAACGAAAUUUCUGAUGCUGGAUUUGGAUACACAAAUCAGAUUUGUGUUGCAGAAAGGCAUUGCGGCCAGAUCCCCAGGCUAGGUGGGGGCGUAUGGGUCUAGUUGCUCAGCAUGGCAAACGGCCCCCCUUUAGGCCCAACAGCAUGACAAAUCGCCUCCAUAAUAUGGCGGAAGCUUCUGCCCUUGUCUUCUUGCAAGAGAAAUGUGAUUUGUGACCUCAAAUCAGCAAUACAAAUUUCCGGAGACAUACCUUUUCAAUAUGGGGAGGGGGGAUUUUUCCUCUCAAUACUCUCCGGCCGGAAUACAGCGACGUGUACAUUUUCUUCAAAAUCGUCACUGUGGUUGGCAGGAAUGGGUUCAUCAAGGUAGACGCGCCCUGCGGGUUCGAUUUCGGGAACCAGGUGAUUGGCAAGCCAACCAACUGUGUCACCGGCGGUCUGCCAAGGUACAAUUAGUGCGUUUCUUUUCCAUUUCGUUCAUGUGUGGCAUUCAACAUCAUGAUUAGCUUCAGCUCAAGAGCAGGAAGAAUGUCAACAAGUAGACGGAGUGAACAAAACGAAAAAAUGAAAACUCUUUUUUCGAACAGGUACUACUACGACUACAUAGACUCGAACUACGAUAGUACCACGAAUUUCACCAAUGUGCUUUCCUGCACGGCCCAGAACCUGAUCCCGCAAUGCCCGGCCCCCGGACCGUACAACCGCGCCGUGCUCAACAUUGGAGACAGCAUGGGCCAGAAUGCGGACACUGGUCGCAUGGCACAGUACGGGUUCAAGCUGAGAGUUUUGCACUCGUUAGAACUGCGGUACCCGGCGGACUUCACCAUGUGGCAGCUGUUUGUGUCCGACCACGCGGACUUCGUGGUGGAUGGAACGAGAGACACCCUGUUUUUCCAGAAGAUAUCAAAAGAAGGAAACACGGAUGCACGGGUGGACAAGGCCUUCGGUUUGUACGUAACAGACUUCACGAAAGUGCCGACAAUAGCGGUGACGGUGGAGAAUUUAACGCCUGCGACGUUGAAACCGCAGGGGGAUAAGGGGACGUACGUGACGCUGAACGGGUUGCGACUGAUGUACGACGUGUACGGUGUCGGAUUCAGGUUCAUCUCCCCCCUCGGCUUUCGGUGGACGACCGAGCCCGGGCCGGUGUUUUUCAAUCGCCCGCGCGGGUCCUCGGUCGUCGGAACGCAAAACAUCUGGCCCUGCGAAAACCUGCAGAUUUUGAUGUUCACCCAAGUGACCUGGCAAAACUGCCAGUUCAACGGGAUGACCACAUACGGUUUCUCGAUGGAAGCCACCGUCCCGGACCUGUCGCCCGUGUACUCGUCCAACAGCUUCUACAUCGAACUCGGGUACCUGGGGACGCAGGUGACCAACAGCUCGGCCAAUGACACCUAUCGGUAUACUUGCUUUUUUGCACCUUGUAGGGGUUUUUGACUUUUUGCAUGAUAUUAGAUCUAAGCACUGCUGCGCCGGCGUGUUUUAGUGCUGGCUGAAAAUGAAAUUGAAGAACUGCUGCAACUGCACGAAAAACAUUAUCAGGUACAACGCGAUGCCAUACGACGCUCCUUUGGUGCGCGCGCUACGAAACACGCGGUUCCACUACCGAACAGCCAGGGCGAACUCCGAUAAUGUGAUCACCAUCGAGUUUCGUUUGAUUACCCCGCUGGUGGCGAAUGAAGAAGCCUUGGUCAUCGAGGGAAAAGGGAAGAACGCGCUCUUCGAUUUCAAAUGCGACCGCCGGGAGCACGACAACACCGGCGUUGCGUACACGAUCAUCGAGCAAAAGAUCUUUCCGCACGCGCCGCCCGACUUCACCAACUUCCCCCACGGGUACGGGUGCAAGGACGACCGUACCGGUUUCCUGUACCUGUACGUGAACACGACGGCGGCACCCCAGGGCAUGUCGCCGAACUUCGAGAGCGGAUACUACAAGAUGGACCUGAUGAUCACGAACGUUCCCCCAAACGAGUCCCCCGACACGUGGAGUUUUGGAACGUUCAAAAAUGGUCUCCCGCAGGAGGUCCAGGGCGGGCCGGUCAUCACCCCGGAGACCAUCGACGCCGCGGCGGUGGCGCCGGGGUUUUCGAUCUACGACGAAAUGACCAAGGGGCUGCUGGUAAAGUUCGCGGAUGCAGAGUUGGAAGCCGACGUAAGGGAGGGAACUGGGCGGGACGACAGGCCGGGUUACGUUCCCGACGCCCCGCAGAAGAAUCAGCUGAUCUUCCGGUUCCAAAUGAAAAACGCGCCGAACGUGAAGAUAGACGGUGGCUUCGUGCUCAAGGGUCCAGACGGAUUCGUCUUCGCCAACGACUGCACUGACAAGAUUAUCGUGGACAAGAAUAGGGUACUGAUUCUUCGUGUUAGCUUUGUUCAGACAGAAAUCAAUGCUGCAAAAAUUUUACGUUUUGCUAUCAAUCUGGUGCUUGAUGUUGACCAUGGCCGACCACAAACAAACGGAAACUUUGUGCGAUGCCUUUUAGCGUUUUGUCUUCAAAAUCCUAUAACAACAACCUCCUCAGGUCUUCGGAGAGCACAGCGGGCUCGGACUUGUUUGUCAGCCAGACUACCUGACGAACUGCGCACCCAUGGUUCCAUGUGCCGCCAGUUUGAACAACCCAAGGUGUCGUGCUGCCAAGAUGAACGCGAACCAGAUUUACGGGGGUUACGCGAUCACCGAAUGGCCCGCAGGCAAGGAGCCGGAGGUCUGCAACGGUUUUGGGAAUGUCGCACGGAUGACCAUUCCGGUCGGGCUAGACGAUAGUCUGGACUACGUGUUCAGGAUCGAGAUUGAGUCCAACCCGCCGAAGACCCCAAAUCCCAACUUCUGGAGCAUUGAAUACAGUGGUGAGUCGUCGACCUUGUUUGAAUCCUUUGUCCUGCAGACCGUCACGGGUUUGACCGUCUCGCAGGUCAGCCGCGCGGUCAGAUCAGCGAACCUCGCCGAGAGCUUCAAGAACCCGGUGGAGUUCACGUUUCAGCCGUUCCAGACCGUGCCGAAAAGGGACGAGAACGAUCCGUAUGGCGGAACCAUCACGGUCGAAGCGCCAACCGGCUACGACUUCGUGUCGGAGACCGCGAGCAGGAGGGUUCUUCGCGAUGGCACGCCGGUUUCGAAGUACGACAAGAAACGGCUCUUGAGCACCAUCAAGAAGCUGCGGGAGCGUAGAAGACUGACGCGGAGGCGGGAACGCGCAAGAAUGCUCGCCCAAGUGACCGAGGUGGAAUCGGAAGACAAUGAAAAUCAGGGACUCGCACAGGACCUAGCCGCGUGGGAAAGGAAAGAGAUCUACGCGAAGGGGCGCGCGCCGCCACUGCCGAUGUACACGGACAACGGAAAAAUUCUGCCAAACCUGAUCGCUGACCUCUACAAAAGACAACCGCCAGCGGCGCACUUGACGUUGCCAAGGAGAGCGCUGCAGGACAAGAAGAAAAGUGCAACUUCAACAAGAGUGGUUCAAAAAGGUCCUUACUGGUACAGCGAAGACACGUUUGACGAGGAAGACAGACAACUUCUGGACGACGAGCUCGCGCGGGAAGCGGCGUUCUACAAGCAACUCUACAACAUUGACUUCCCAAAGACGCACAAGGAAAUGCAGAACUCCGGCUUGAUGACCACCCGCAUGAUCAACACCGCCGAGGAAGCGCAAGAACAGAUGUUCCCGCUGCGGAGGCUCGUGACCAACCGGUGCAACUUGAGUCUGAAGACCGUGGAUCGCACCACCAUCAUGGUCCCCGGCGUGGAUGUGGACUGCGAGAUCCUCGCCAACGGAAAGCUGCAGGCGAGAGUCCUCUCCGUCGAGAAGGAACUGACCCCGGCAAAGGUGUGGGAGCUGAUCGUGUACGUAUACAACCGAGCCAACAUCGUCACGCCCGAUACCGGGACCGGCGACUUUGAAAUCAGGACCUUCGACAAAACCAUGACGCUGUUGGAUCUGGCGCGCAUUCCCGGUUUCGACGUCAUCAACAUCAUCAACCUGUGGCAAGUGCACAACAAGGCGGGCGUGUACAACGGAAUGGAGUCCGUGCCGGGCGUUGAGUUCGUCGUAUCCCUUCCGGACGCGCUGAACCCUGCGGAUAGAAUCGAAAUCCACGCGCCCUUGGGCUUCACGCUGCGCGAUCAGGGUGGGUCGAACGCCUGCAACAACUUCCAGUGGGCUUCGGGGUACUUUUUUUGGCAUGUUUUGGUUUUGCUAUCGCAUUUUUUUAUGUUUUUGUUCGUACCAGCAGCAGCAGUCCCAGACCCAGUCAGUGAGGCUGAGGAUAUCAUGCAACCAAAGUAAGUGGAGGCAGCGCCGUGGCUGGUUUCUUUUAAGCGUCCCGAUGAACCUUAGAACGAAGUCAUGAUCGAAAGACAUCGAACUGCAAAAAAUUUCGCUACAGUCCUCCGGGUCCUUUUCCCACCUCCGUGUCUGAGCUGUGCGGUUGCAAUUUCGAGCUAAACGGGAAGGAACGUUGCGGCCUCGAGUUUGACUUCAGGUCGGUAGCUGCGGGAACGCCGCUGCCGCCGGCAAACUUCGAGUUGCGGUUCUCCGUGGACACGUCGAAUCCUGAGCAAGUUGAUUCGGAAAUCGGCAACCAUUGGGUCGUCUUCCACAAGCGCGGAACCGAAACUGGCAACAUCGGAGGUGUGCCGACCUUCAGUUACACAACAAGGUAAAAAGAAAUGAACUCAAGAUGUUAGUAGACCUAGAGUGUGUGUUUCGCUUUUCUCGGUCCGAUGGUGUUUCUCUUGGCGGACGCAUGUACUACGACGACACUAGACAAAAGAAAGAGCUGCGUCAUUUUCAUACAUUACACUGUUCAGGUCCACACACGCUUACAAGUCUUGGGUGGUGCGUCCGCAGCUGCAAAACGUCGUCAUUGACAUUGUGGGUUCCAGAAAAGCCGCGGAGAGUUACACGAACAUCACGAUCGCCUUUGUCCCCGUGCAGAAUGCGGUCACGAUGCUCGCCGAAGUGGUGUCCCCGCCGGGCUUCAAAUUUGACACCUGUGCGGUGAAGCAGCCGCAGGUCAAGGACCCGGUAGCCACCGCGGGAAACAUCCUCGUCGUGAACAGUAUGGGCGUGCAGGCCGGCGUUGCGAACAAGGCCGUGCUGAUCACUUCUGUGCGGCUGGGUGAGCUCGGGGGGCAAACCCGGUGGAACAUCCGGACCUACAUCAACGAGCUGGUGAACGGGCUGCCGCAGGUCCCGCAGGAUCUGAUGGACGAGAGGUUGAACGUGCCGGGUUUCAUCAUGCCUGGAAAGUUGCAAGUGCUGGAGAACCCGCCAAAACGGCUGGAGUCGGACUACUAUUCCUCUUCCUCCGUUUACCCGACCAUGAGCCAGUUCCCGGCGCGGGAGUCCGAGCUGAACACGGCAGAAAUCUCCUUCCGCACAACCCAAACGGUCUACGCGGGUGGUUACAUCUACAUCACUUGCCAGGGCCCGCAGGCGUACACUCUGGACCGGGAAGCGUUCUCGAUCUCCGGGGGAAGCAACAUCAUCGACGUCAACGACCAGAUCGUGAUUUUGAACCCGGCGACCGGCGGGCUCGAGGUGCAGCUGCACGCGUCAAAACCGCCAGCGGAAGCAGUAAGGAAAUUUUUGUUGAAUCGUGAUUGGAACAUUUAGAGCUGGUGAUGAGUUGAUGAGUUGUACUUUUGUCAGAAGUUCAAGUUUUCGACAAACCGAAAAUGUUGAAAAUGAAAAAAUCGAAUCAACAAAAACAGGUGAUCAACGCGAACGAGAUUUACAAGGUUCGAUUUCGAGUGACACCGAAGAAGGGUCAGUCCAAUUGGAAGAUUGAGACCUUUGCGCUGAACAACUUCGCGCUGCCAUCGAACACCAACGACGGCGAGGAGGGUCCGUUCGAUCCGGUAUUCCGGAUCGGGGUCACGAUUUUAGUCGUGAACGACCGUAGGCCGCCGUUGGCUGUGAUCACACUGAAGGUGCGCGUCGUGUCCGGAAAUGCGUCCGUGAAGCAAGUCGUGUUGAUAGCGCCACCGACCUUCGAUUUCCCGCAGGACUGCGGCACCAACUGCGAGCCCUACGUCGUGUACCAGUGCGGCCCUGGCUGUCCGGGAAGAAAAUCCGUGCGCAUCUUUUCGCCGGAUCCAAAUCUGGACCUGACGCUGGCCACGCUGAACGAGAUGCAAAUCAAGACGAUCACGCCGGCAGUGACCCCUGCGGCGAGCAGUUGGUUUGUGCAAACCAUGUCCGGCAGUCUCAGCGGCGGCUUCCGCGUGACCGGGUGGGAGAGAUACUCCGGCUUCAACAUCCGGCAGAUGACGCCCAUCAAGCUGUGGUACCCGCAGCGGCGCGGACUGCAGGGGGCGAACUUCGCGUUCACGUUCUACGUGGCGGUGAACGGAGGGAGGAUCAUAAACGUGGUGCCCCCGGUGCUGUACGAAGUGUACUGCAGCACCAUGCCGUCGACGGGCGCGCCGGCCUUCUUCCAGGUCAGUCUGCCGGGGGGGAAGCCGGGUUGCGUCGACAGCCCGCUGGCGUUGACGCUCACCGAGGCGCUGAAGGGAGAGACCACGUACAGCUUCAUUAUCGGCGGCGACGUGCCCACGCAGGACGCGCAGUCCGGGGUGACGCAGGAAUUUGCGCUGGUGGUUCGCGCGGCCGACGGGGAAGUGUUGGACGGCAGCAGCAAGAUUCCGAUCAGGCUACCAUUAACCCUGACGAUGGCCAGCCGGGCUACGCUCAACUGGCCCGGAGCGCCAGUGGAGGGGACGAGACAGCUGGUAUUUUUUUACGUCACGAUGGAGCUGCUCUUUUCCUGCUGUCGCAGGAACUAGUACUGGAAGACGUAAUCCACCUGAAAGUUCUUGCCAUCCAGGUCCAUGGAAUAAAUAGCUAGAACUAGAAGUUGUCAAGUCAGGAUCAUUGCGUACAUGAAGAUCAUGUUUUGUAUCCAUUUUUUUCACACGACCAGGUUCACAUUGGGCUCGACUUCGACUUCGACUUGCCGAUGGAGGCCAUCCUUGUGACGCUUCCGCCGGGGAUCACGCCUGAUUUCUCGAAGGAAUUGGUUGAGCGUAUCAAAAUGAAAAAUCCCCCCUCCCCAUACUAAAAAGGCAAACGCCUGAAAAUUUGCGAUGCUGAUUUGUGACCACAAAUCGUCUCUGUAUUGCACGAAGGCAACCCCAGAGACUCCGCUGCGUUGUGCAGGCAGUUUGUAAUGCUGUAUCGCCUGCCGAGGAUGUGCCUGCCUUGCUAGGUGCCUACGCCAAAACGCCCCUCCUCAGGCUGCGUGCCUGGCUGCAGUCCUCUACUGCAACACAGAGCCGAUUUGUGUGCCCAAAUCCCGCAUCACAGAUUUCCAUUUUGAUAUGGGGUGGGGGGAUUUUUCAUUUUGAUAGAGCGGAAGAGGGACGUGAAGAAUCUGAACAAAUUGUUCCCGGUCGCCACCUAUGGAUUGCAAAAAUGUCUGGGUCUGGAAGAUUGCGAGAUUUGUCAUGCUGAUCUGGCAUGGCCAUUAAAUCUGUAUUGCGUGGCCACAAACAGCCUCUCUCGCCUGUCAUGCAAAAACGCAGUUUCUCACGCGGAAUACGCAGCACAGAAGCACGAAGCAACUUGUCAUGCGUAGCGGCGCAUUACAGUGCAUUUUUUAUUGACUGAAUUGCAUCACAAAUUUCCAGACCCAGACAUUUUUACAUUUGAUACCACCGCAGACCAGUGGAUCGAGUUUAGUGCGCGCAACGAAUACCCGGCAUUCGUGAAAAUUCUCACGGACGAGGCCGCCGGGCUAGUCAUCGCGCAGGGGCGGUACAAGUUUGAGUUUUACGUCCAGUUACCGGUCGGAGAUUUACCAAGCGAAAACAUCUGGUACGUUUCCCUAUGCGCCGCGCGACAGUGCCGCAGCAUCCGCGACGAACCGGCGUCCGCUAUCCCGCUCACGUUCCCCAUCCCAGGGUUCAACUUCGGCGAAAGCAGCGACAAAGUUCUGUACCCGUCGUCUAGUCGACAAAAGGCGGUACUGGGGUUGCUCCCAGCGUGGGCGCUGGUGUUUGCCCUAGUUUUCACCCAGCUUUUCGCCGGCGUGAUUGCGGAGGGAGGCUUCUUCAGGCGGGAUUGAAGCUGGCUCAGCAUUUACCUAUCACACAAAAGAUCUUCCCCCAAAAACUUGUAUGAAGACCUUGAAAGAUGCGUAUCUUGUUCUUAUUCUCGCAUCUAUUCCAGUAGCGACCUCCCAUCAACACAGUUGAUUUUCUCAAGUAAAGUAACAGGAAACCUCGGUUUCUCUACAGUGGAAUUUAUACUCUUUGCAAUACUCUGAAUGGAACUAUACUUGUCUAUACUAGUAGUACCAGGAACGAUAGCAAUACUCACUCUUACAGAAUUCGAAUAUAGCGAUACCAGAGGCGGAAGGUCUCUGUCUACUGCUACUGCACACCAUUUAUCUCUUGCUUCGCAAUGGGAGCAUCAGCGAACUGCUUUCUGGGGAGAGAGAAAGAGAGCAGCGAGCAGAGACGCGUGGUGAUGACUAGUAGAAAAAGAGCUUUGUUUCUGAAUACUCUUGCAAAUAAUGGAUUGAAUACAUCCCUUUACAGUUUGAAAUCUCUUGCAUUUUGUUGGAACGGAUAGCGUCGGACACAGGUUACCGUGGUGCAGACAACGAGGCGCUUUAUCCCGAUUUCUAUCAUUUGCCGUAAAGAACUCAAAACUGUGUAGUCUACCCAUUUCCAACUCUUGUGUCUUGCGUGAAGAACGGAAAAUGCGAUGACAGUUACCCAAAGAUUUGCAUGAGCUUGUCGUGCUAUCAAAUUCUUGUCCUGAACGGGC
Molecule: messenger RNA, 15728 nt
Organism: Amoebophrya sp. A120
Lineage: Eukaryota; Dinophyceae; Syndiniales; Amoebophryaceae
Source: the annotation of a GenBank genome assembly